Molecule: messenger RNA, 343 nt
Organism: Oppiella nova
Lineage: Eukaryota; Metazoa; Arthropoda; Arachnida; Sarcoptiformes; Oppiidae
Source: the annotation of a GenBank genome assembly
AUGGUUGACAUAAGGAUUAGCAUAAUUGUAGACAAAAAACGAAGUUGUGGGAAGCUGUUUGCUGGAGAUCCCUGUGCCCCCAAUAUGUAUUGUUGUGAUGAAUAUAUCAUAUGUGAUGGUGUGAGGGCUGGUAUAACGGAAUCACGAAGUUGUGGGAAGCUGUUUGCUGGAGAUCCCUGUGCCCCCAAUAUAUGUGGCCGUCGGCUAUAUUCGUGUUCAACCGGCUGUGACUCUGUGGUAGACCUAAGACCAGACCAGUCCUACCAUUCAGACGGGGCUCUCAUUCCCAUACAUACAGACAAAGUGCUUCCCAACUCUUAAGAGGUCUGCAUUUUGAUCACCG